AUGGACCCUCUCACGGCGCUGCGCAAGCAGACGGAAGCCAAGCAAGCCGAGCGUGCCGAGGUUGUGCCUGUGGCGACAGCGGUGCCGCUGCCUGCAGGCUAUGCCAGCGCUCCCGCCGCUGUUGCGGUGGCCACCACCGUGACGGCCCCGGAAAAAGCUGCGCCCAGCGCCAGCGCCGUGCCGGCUGCGCCCGCGGAGGCGGUGCCGCCGCCGGCCCUCGCUUCCUUCCUGGCCCCCGCGGCCACGGUGGCCACGAGCUCCUCGCCGGGCUCCGGCGCGUCGCCUCCGAGGCCCACUUUCGAGGGCACGCUGGCGGGGGAGCACGUGGUGGAGCAGGUGAAAUCCUGCAGUUUGCUGGUGCAGAACCCCUUCUGCGAAGUCGCCGGCCGCCUCCAAAUGACGCCCUACCGCCUGAAGUUCAUGAUCCCUAAGGGAAGCCUCAGGAAGGAGCUCCAGUGGAUGCGAGAGGCGAAGUACUUCGACGUGCCCUUCGGAGCCGUGGAGAGCGCCAAGGAGGAAACCUCCACGUCCACGGCUGGGCAGACGGUGUACAAGCUGACCAUCACAACAAAGGACCUCCGCGUCCUCUGCUUCUUCAUGCCGACGGAUGCUGAGAUGCGCCUGGUCUCUGAAGCCGUGGCGGCCUUCGGCUGCCCCGGCAAUCCGGCCAUGCUCUUCGCCACGAAGCACUUCGAAGCCUUAAAGAAGGAGGGGGCGCUGGAGGUGCCCGACAGCGGAUGGUGUUUUUACGACCCCAUCCAGGAUUCCGCUCGCAUGGGCAUCGACACCGAGCUCAUUCCGAACCCGCAGUGCCCCUGGCGCGUCUCGGAGCUGAACCGCCACUACCGGCUCUGUAGCUCCUAUCCGUCAGUGCUGGUCCUGCCGCGGCGCAUGCCUGAUCAGGCGCUGCGGGAGGUUGCGGCCUUCCGGAAGCGCGGGAGGCUCCCGGCGCUGAGCUGGUGCGGUGGCCCCGAGUUGGGCUUCGCGUCCCUCUGGCGCUGCUCGCAGACCACGGAAGGCCUCAUGGGCCAGAAGUGCAUCGAGGACCAGGCGAUGCUAAACGCCAUCCGCCUGGGCGCCGGCUCGAAGGAUCGGGACCUGCUGCUGAUCGAUUUGAGACCGCGCAUGAAUGCCUGGGUGAACAAGGCGGGCGGCGGGGGCUUCGAGGCGUAUCCCAACUGCCGGGUGAUCUUCGGAGGCAUCGAGAACAUCCACGCCGUGCGAGAUGCCUGGCGUGCUAUGGGAGCCGCCGUGCGGAACAUCGUGGAGGGCCAAGUCGGCUCGUGGUUCAAGGACGUGGCCAACUCGGGUUGGUACGACUACAUCGGCGCGAUUCUAGGCUCGACGCUGAAGGUGGUCGAAGAGAUAUUGAACAACCAGGCCAACGUCGUCAUCCACUGCUCCGACGGCUGGGAUCGCACAGCACAG
Messenger RNA from Symbiodinium sp. CCMP2456, 1428 nucleotides. NCBI's taxonomy places the organism in Eukaryota, Dinophyceae, Suessiales, Symbiodiniaceae. The record is from the annotation of a GenBank genome assembly.